Molecule: messenger RNA, 2877 nt
Organism: Phaedon cochleariae (mustard beetle)
Lineage: Eukaryota; Metazoa; Arthropoda; Insecta; Coleoptera; Chrysomelidae
Source: the annotation of a GenBank genome assembly
GUUUUGUGUUUGGCGAUCGAUGAAGGUGAUUGACGAAUUUUUGAUAAAACCAAGUGGAUUCUAAUCAUUUUACACAGUGCUGUGUAGUUCAACGAAAGGAGUGCCGCGUCAUCCAUCUAGUGUCAAUUAAUCGGUGCGUGCAGUGCGUAUGUCCGCCUCUGGAAGAGACAAAAUAACAGUUAGGAUUCACAAUAUGAAGCGAAGCAUUGACAGAGACACCCCGCCUCGCAGCAAACGGUCCCGCUCGAGCAUAGGAAGGUACGACGACAGCUCGGACGAGGACCGCAUCAGGAGGCGGAGUAGUCGGGCCAGAUCGCCCAGCCCUAGGGCUCGCUACGUCUCUCCGCACCGCGAUGAUUACAUGCGCCCCCCGGAGCGCUCGUACCCUUACAAAGUGCUCUGCGUCAGCGCCCUGCAUCCCAAAGCUAGUGACGAGGUAAUCAAAGACACGCUGUACAGGGAGUACAAGAAGUACGGAGACUUGAGCAUUCGAGUGACUCACGAUUUGGAGGAGCGCGUCGCCUAUGUGUGCUUUCGCAACCCUGAAGAUGCCAGAGAUGCUAAACACGGCAAACCGCGCAUCAUAAUCUAUGACAAAGUAGCCCUAGUCGAAGCUGUCUAUGAAGUACCCCGCGCUAAUGAUGUUUAUCGUAGCAGACCGCGUUCUAUAAGCCCUGAGUAUGACAGACACUAUUAUGCUAGGUCUCCAGACCGCAUGAGAGCUGUCGAACGUGGUUAUGACAGGGGGUAUGCGGUGCCCCCUGGCGUCCCAGUGCACCGCGAUUACAGACGAGAUGCCAUGCCUGCGCCCCAUCAUGAUUACCUAGCCCGUCCUCCCAUGCACCACGGUCCCCCCCACAUGGGGCCCGUACACGGGUACGGGCCUCCCAGACAAGGUCACAUGACUAGAACUCCUUUUGAGCAAAAUAAAGAAAGUAAGAAAGAUAAAUUUCCAAAUUAUUUGCAUCAUGUGCAACCUGAAGAUGAUCCUUUGGCUACCAGAACACUUUUCGCGGGUAACCUUGAGAUUAAUAUUACUGAGGAAGAGCUUCGCCGCAUUUUCGGUAGGUACGGGGUUGUGGAAGAUAUUGACAUCAAGAGACCUCCACCUGGUACAGGAAAUGCUUUUGCUUUUGUUCGCUUUAACACUUUAGACAUGGCGCAUCGCGCAAAAGUCGAACUCUCUGGUCAGUACAUUGGUAAGUUUCAAUGCAAAAUCGGUUAUGGUAAAGCUACUCCCACCACGCGCAUUUGGGUAGGCGGCCUAGGCCCUUGGACCUCUGUUCCGCAGCUAGAACGCGAAUUCGAUAGGUUCGGCGCCAUAAAAAAGAUCGACUAUGUCAAAGGCGACAACCAAGCUCUCAUCCUCUACGAUAGCAUAGACGCCGCGCAAGCUGCCGUCAAAGAGAUGCGAGGUUUCGCGUUAGGGGGCCCCGAACGCCGCUUGCGCAUAGACUUCGCUGACGUCACUCCGGGGGUCAAUCAAAGGCCCAAGGCUGCUUACCCUGCUGCCGAAGACUACCGACCUAGAGAGGGGGACUAUGAUUACGAUUAUGACGCCUACGGCCGCAGGGCUUAUCCCGAGGGCCGUAGCGGAAGCAGGGGGCCCUAUAGGUAUCCAGAGCGCGGGGUUGAAGACGAGUUUGGUAGGGUGCGGGACCCGGAAUACGACCGAAGGCGGUCGGGUUCUAGAGUGGUUGACCGAUCUAGGUCAAGGUCACCUAGGCGAUCUCCGGAUUCCGAUUCGGACAGCGGGUCUAGACGUGCGGGGCUCCUAGCUUCCAGUCGUACUUUACCGGAAGUAGCUAGAAAGUGCACGACGAUAUGGCAAGGGGCACUUAUUUUGAAAAAUUCGCUGUUUCCCGCUAAAUUCCACUUGCUUGACGGGGAUACGGAUAUCGUGGAUGGUUUGAUGAAGGAUGAGGAAGGGAAACACCAGUUGCGCAUCACGCAAAGGCUGAGACUUGAUCAGCCCAAGCUAGAGGAUGUGCAAAAGCGGAUUUCUAGCGCUAGCUCGCACGCUAUCUUCCUAGGUUUGGCUGGGUCUACAGCUUCCGUGACUAACGAUGAUGCUACCGUGCAAACUAGGCCUCUCAGAAACCUGGUUUCUUAUUUGAAGCAGAAAGAAGCGGCGGGGGUUAUUUCGCUAUUGAAUAAAGAAACUGAAGCUACAGGGGUGCUGUAUUCCUUCCCUCCUUGUCCUUUUUCCACUGAGUUGUUGAAAAGAACCUGUCCCAACCUGUCUGAUGAAGCCAUUAAGGAAGACCAUUUGAUUAUUGUAGUGGUACGUGGUGGUACUGCAUAAUUUUUUUGGCUUUGUUUUUUUGUUUGAGCACUGUAUUUUUUUCAAGAGUUGCCUCUUGUACUGCGCAAUUUGGACGACUGAAAAAGUAUAGUCAAUAUAUUAUUAUCUAGUUUGAUGCAAUACCAUAAGAAAGUGUUCUUUGAAGUUCUGGUUUGGUAGAUCUAUGGCCUGGAGAAAAGUCUGUACCAUUUUUUGUUUUUCAGGACUACUUACCAGAUUCAAAAUGAAGGGUAGGUGAUGAGUAAUGUAAGUAUUCAAAUGAAAAAUUGAUCUGUAUCUGAUGAUAAGUAGAUAAUUCAAAUUAAUGACCUUUAGAUUUUGAAAGUAUUUUUUGCUGUGAUCAAAACUUGAUUGAAGGUCCUUCUUUUUGACACAAAACAUACUUGUUACCUCCAGUGAUAGCUUCAUUUCUAGGAUUUUGCAAGACUUGCACAAUAUAAUUUCUUUUAAUCUGCCAGCAACAUUGAUUUCAUUAACUGUACAGGUUGUCCCAAAUUCGACGGGAUCUUGGUAAUCAUAACAGAUACAAAGUCGGCUAAAUUAGUGCAAAGAUGCGCAAUUUGAUGCUGAUC